AUCUCCACUUGAAGCAAGAAGAAAUUUAUUUAAUUUUGACGACAAUGAAGACAUUGAAGACCGAACCGUUCACUGCCAUCGCGACAAUUUCAAGAAUAAACAAUUUGGAAGAUGAGACGUCUAAUAUGAGGAUGCUGCGAUUCAAGAAAUUAUGAUUACCGUCAUAGUUUUUAUUAUUAAUUUUUAAUUAUAAAUUAUUAUUAAACUUUAGUUAUAAAUAUAAAGCAGAUAUGCUUUCAAAGUACAGAUUUUUAUUGCUGCUUGCUUGCGUAGGAUGUGUUUUGUUAUUCAUUACAUUCGUGGAGAGAAGUUUACAGUCACAGACACCGAAGGUAAACUUAAUGCAGCUUCAAACGGCAUAUGAGGUGACUGGUAAGUCAUCAGGAGCUUCUAGAAUCAUAAUCGAACCGUUGUGCAACGCUACUUUUCUGAUAUGGAUCGUCACAUCUUAUGCGGGUGAACCUUCGGCGAGAAGUGCUUUACGGCGAGCUUAUACGGAUGAAGAGUUGCGAGUUUUAGGAAUCCAAAGAGUAUUCCUACUCGGUACGUUAAAUGACGAUGCCGAAAGGAAGACACGCGUGCUGCAGAAUGCGUUACUGGAUGAGUCGCGACGAUUCAGUGACAUACUUCAGGGAGAUUUUUUGGACACUUAUAGAAACUUGACUCGUAAGCAUCUCAUGGGCCUUCACUGGGCGGCAAAUAAUUGCAAAGACGUUAAAUACAUUAUGAAGAUGGACGAUGAUAUUGUUGUGAAUAUAUAUGGCAUACUAGAGAAGUUACGCUCGGGUAUGAUAGAGGAGAAUUCUCUAACUGGUUACAUCAUGAAGAAUAUGAUCCCCGUUCGAGAACCAGCCAACAAAUGGUACGUGAGCAGGGCGGAAUACGCGAACAGCGUUUAUCCCGACUUCGUCUCUGGCUGGCUGUACAUCACGCGUCCGCAGGUGGCAAGUCAACUAAUCGAUCACGCCGAGUCUUCCCGCGAAUACUUUUGGAUAGACGAUGUAUUUGUGACCGGCAUCCUGAGACACGCUUUAAACAUAAAAAUUCAAAACAUUAGUGAGCUGUACACAACGGACCACGGAUACUUGGAGUGUUGUAUAAAAGGGAGAGCGAAUCUGUUAAAAUGCGAACUCUUAGUCGGUCCUAACGGCGGCGAUGCUGAGUUGCAAGUGAGAUUCAAGGAAUUCGCAAAGUUUUGCAACGCAAAUUGUUCCGUCCGCAAGGAGAAUAAUCUCGUUGGUAAGACUUGCGUGCUGGCGUACAAAGAGCCGAAUCUGCAUAAAGGCGCCGUGCAGAUAAAUCCGAUCAGAAUUUUAUAAAAGAAUAACAGAUAGGAAGGUAGACUAAUGAGAUUAAUAAUAUAUUUUUGUUACAGAGAAUAUUUUCUAUUUAUUAUCGUAUAUAAAAUUUGUACAGUAUAUUUUACAUUUGCUAUUAUAUAGUUUCAUAGACUCGCAGUUGUUUAUUUUAUUUAUCUUUUUAUGCGUCAAUAGUUCUUAUACGAUAGUUGCUACAUCACAGUUCUAUAUAUGUGAUAUACAGUUUCUUUACAUAAAAUACGGCGACACUUUUUAGGUCUAUAUUUUCGACGCCACAAUAUUUAUAGAUUUCUUCAAAAAAUCUUUUAAACAGAUCUUGAUGACCAAUAACAUAAAAUACUUAUCAUUUAGUUAUCAUCAGAAAAAGGUAAAAUUUAAAAUAAUUAUUUAUUACCUGUCGUUGACGAAAAUAAUUCAAAAAUUAAAGACAAAGACUAAAAAAAAUUAUACUUCUCUAUAAUCUUUUUCUGGACGUUACGCAAGAAAUAUAUAUUACAGUAAAUUUGUAACUUUCAUAAAUCAAAAUGCACCUUGCAAUCUUGCCUGCUUUAUAGGUGUAGGUGCUAU
This is a messenger RNA of Temnothorax curvispinosus, 1886 nucleotides long. RefSeq names its product beta-1,3-galactosyltransferase 5-like. Bases 231 to 1319 code for a protein of 362 amino acids. Gene Ontology annotation, molecular function: hexosyltransferase activity. Gene Ontology annotation, cellular component: membrane. The transcript has 2 exons. Lineage: Eukaryota; Metazoa; Arthropoda; Insecta; Hymenoptera; Formicidae. The record is from RefSeq and is a predicted model, not a curated record.